CACCACCGGGCCAGAGACGGAAUUCCGUGAGCCGUGUCCGGCGCACAGGCGGUCAAAUACCGCGCUCCCUCUCGGUGAAACGGCGGCGUGAUCUCAUCUUUUAUUUCUCUCAUCUUGCGGGGGCCAAGGCGCCGGCGGAGGAGUUCGUCUGAAUCCGCCCAGUUUAUUCAGUCUCCGAAUUUGUUUCACUUGCCAGUCCGUCAAACUGUUGACAGCAGAAGGAUCUGGUAGCUCUCUCACUGUGGCUUCGAUGGAACCAUGGCAAUGCAGCCAACAAAGAAGAAACGCGUGGCCAGCUUGCCGCAAGAUAUCAUCGAACUGGUACUUGUGAGGCUUCCGGUGAGCAAUCUGCUGCGGUGCCGUGUUGUCUGCAAGCAGUGGGAUGGCAUCAUCCGGGAUCCGCAGUUCACCAUGGCACACCUCAGGCACGCGCAGCCUCGCCCCCUUUUAUUUUUCCAACGAGGCGAGACUUAUGGCAAGUCCUUCCCUAGCGAAGCGGUCCUCUUUGAUGAGGCCUGGUUGCCGUCGACACGGGGUGUGCCGGUGAUUGAGCCUGAUGAUUUCAUGUGUGCUUCGUGCAAUGGUCUUGUUUGCUUGUACUCGGAUAAAUCAACCAUCAAGAUAGCCAACCUCGCCACCGGUGAAAGUAUGCACCUCGCCAAACCCGUCAAGUACAAGCACUCCAUGGAUGAUCACUCUUCGUUCUACAGCUUUGGUUUCAGCCCAGCUACAAAUGAAUACAAGGUCUUGCACUUUCUUCCGGGCGAGGAGCGCCACCAUGUUGGUGGUUCCUUCAGUGUCAUUCAAGUUUACACACUGGGCGAUGAGAAGUGGAGGGACGUCAGAACUGAACAAGCUCUGAGCUUGUUCUGUGUGAAACAAACUGGGGUCGUCAACGCUGAUGGAGCAAUGUACUGGCUAACCAAAGACGAAGAAAGCAGCUGGCGACGGGCCGUUGUAUCCUUUGAUCUCAGAGAUGAACGUCAAAAAUUAAUACGGUUGCCCGAGGUUAUUUUUGCGGAUCCUGCAUUUGGUAAUCCGUUAUAUCGGAUCACGGAGAUAGAUUCCAAGGUGUCCGUGGCUGCUGUUCAAGCCAGAAGAGAUUCUGGGCUUGCAGGGAGGCUGCAUGUUUGGACACUUGACAACAAGGUGAAGCAAAGCUGGAUCCUGAAGCAUAGUAUUGAGUUAUCAGCACUUUACAUUCUAAGACCGCAUUUCAUCUACGGGGAUAAGAUUGCCAUGCAUAGUGGUAACGAUGGCAUAUACUGCCAUGAAUUGACUAGCCAGAAAUUUACGAUUGACGUAACCAAGUUGGCGAAGUUGUUAGAUUUCAGCCCCCGCUGGAUCGGGCAUAUGCAAUCCUAUAUGUAUGUGAAGUCACUUGUGCGGUUGGAUGCAUACAAGAAGGCCGGCAUCGUGUGCACGCCAAGGCGAAAAGAGGGUUGGAGAUUGAAGAAGUGGGAGGCGUGGGAACACGAACGCUCUGAGGUAGAGGAGCUGUGGAGAGCCGGCCAUGGGAUUCAGCAAAGGAUGCAUGAACUGGCACGUAUGAUGGGCGUAGCCAUCAGUCUGAACUUGCCUGCCCCGCCAGAUCAGCAGGAUAGCCCCCUCCGACGGCUUAAUUGGGUGGAGCAGAGGCGGGUGGCGAACAUGCUGAAAUCUCAUCUUGAGGGUUUGGAUGCUCCAUGGGCGGUCAUAGCGCAGGCAGCGGACGCGGCCUGUGGUGAGAAAAAGAAGAUGACCCUAGCGGCAGACCACGCAAAGCAGAGAAAAGGAGAGGAGAGCGAGGCCGGCCCAUCAAGGCCCAAGCGAAAGAGGAAGCCGAGCUCCAGAUUCGAUUCGUCGACGUGGACAACCUGAUUCUGCAGCGCCGUGCCCGGUUAAUGGAGACAUGUUAGUACUGCCCUGAAAUUACGAAGCUCUCGUAUCUAAUCCAUUACAGUUCCUCUUCCUGACAACGACUGUAUGGUGCCAAGACUCGAGAGCAAGCCGUGGUCUCUUUUAGCUCAUAAGCAGAUUUAAACCAAGACUCGUGCUUAAGUCUUGCCAAAGGAGAAAUAGCAGGUCGUAACUUGCUGUGGCACAAUAGUAUCAUAAGUAGGAGCAUUACGGUUAUGAUUUCGCAACUCAUUCUGUCAAAAAAAAGAAGCGUACUGAUCUUCAGUAGGCGUUGUGUGCAAAAACAUGUGUGUAUGUUGUAACCGGUGUUUAUCAAAAAGGAAAAUAUUUGUGCUCC
This is a messenger RNA of Aegilops tauschii subsp. strangulata, 2236 nucleotides long. Its product is annotated as putative F-box only protein 9. Gene Ontology annotation, molecular function: protein binding. The record is from RefSeq and is a predicted model, not a curated record. Lineage: Eukaryota; Viridiplantae; Streptophyta; Magnoliopsida; Poales; Poaceae.